CCUCCCUCUCUUCUUCCUCUCCUCCUCCUCGGAGGGAGCAGGACCUACCACAAUCAAGAAAUGAACAUUCCCUUCCAGCAUCCCAUGAAACAUUUGUUCUGGAUUACAUAGGCUACCUAUUCCAUCAAAUACCAGCAUGUACAGACCAGGAGAGAAAGUGAAAUGCCAGAUGCGUAUGCAAGGUUCCAGCGUAAGAAGUGUUGAAGUUGCUAGAGGAAGAGCAGGAUAUGGGUUUACUCUUUCUGGUCAAGCUCCCUGUAUUCUUAGCUGUGUUUUAAAAGGAAGCCCUGCUGAUUAUGUGGGACUCAGAGCAGGAGAUAAAAUAUUUGCAAUAAAUGAAAUCAAUGUGAAGAAUGCAUCCCAUGAAGAUGUGGUGAAGUUAAUAGGCAAAUGCUCUGGCGUUUUACACAUGGUCAUUGCUGAAGGGCUUGGCCACAUGGACUCUUGUUCAAGUGAUGAAGAAGUUGGGUUUUAUGAUGGAAAGGGUUGGCUUAAACCAAAGCUUGACUCAAAAGGAAUGGGUAUUAACAGAGCACAGAAGGUUGUUGAGGAAAUGCAGUCUGGUGGGAUUUUCAACAUGAUCUUUGAAAAUUCUAACGUUUGUGCUGGUAAUAUACAGACCUCAACCAGAAAGCAAAUGCCAGUGAAUGAAAUAGCUGCAGGUAAAUUAGAAACACUACCUGAACGUGUAAAUAAUAACUCUAGUGAUUUUUAUAAUGAGGAACUGCCCAAAACCUUGAAUGAUGGUGAUUCACAUUUUAGAACUGGAUUGGAAAACCAGGAGUAUUUUGGAUUAGAUGCAAGCAUUUUAAAUGUGGCCAUGGUUGUAGGCUACCUAGGAUCAAUUGAACUUCCUUAUUCAAGUUCAAAUCUGGAAUAUGAUAGUUUGCAAGCUAUUCGUGGAUGUAUGCGACGUCUUCGGGCAGAACAAAAAAUCCAUUCGUUGGUAGUGAUGAAGAUUAUGCAUGACUGUAUUCAACUCAGCAAUAACAAAUCUGGUGUGAUAGCAGAGUAUCCUGCAGAGAAGCUAGCAUUUAGUGCUAUGUGCCCUGAUGAUAGAAGAUUUUUUGGGUUGGUUACUAUGCAAACUAUUGAUGAUGCAAGUUUGGCACAGGAAGAAGAAACUGUUUUGAGGACAUCAUGUCAUGUGUUUAUGGUGGAUCCAGAACUAUUUCAACAUAAAAUUCACCAAGGACUUGCACGGCGUUUUAGAUUGGAAUGUACAGCAGAUCCAGACACAAAUGGUUGUCUAGAAUUUCCAAUGUCAUCACUACCUGUUCUUCAGUUUGUCUCUGUAUUGUACAGGGAUAUGGGAGAAUUCAUAGAGGGAGUGCGAGCAAGAGCCUUUCUGGAUGGAGAUGCAGAUGUUCAUCAGAAUAACAGUAUGAGUAGUAAUAGUGACAGUGGUAUUGGCAAUUUUAAUCAAGAAGAGAAAAGCAGUAGAGUUUUGGUGGUUGAUCUAGGAACUAGUUCAAAUAAAUAUGUUCCUAGUAGUAUACAGGACAACCCUGUAGGUAGAGGUCAGGCUGUUUCAUCCUGGAAUGUUGAUCAUGAACAAGAAGGAAACUCUGCAUUAGAAGCAAUGUUACAGAAUAAAUCUCAACAGCUAAGUAAAUUCCUUGCUCCUUCAGCUCGCAUUGAAGUUCCAUUAGUUUCUUCCAAAAGCUCAGUUACACCAUCCAAGAAGAAUUCUGUGGACGCUUCCAAUCAAAAAUGGUUGCCAGUUCAUGUAUUAAGAGAUUGGCAACAUGGAUGUAUAAGUGACCAAGAGUCAUACACAGAUUCUACAGAUGGCUGGUCGAGUGUUAACUGUGGAACUCUUCCCCCUCCAAUGAGUAAGAUUCCUGCUGACAGAUACAGAGUUAAUGGGAGCUUUGGUCAGCCUCAUCUAAUAUCACAAAAGAAUGAACUGUCUAAAAAAGGAUUUCAUAUGCAAAACAUGUUUGAAUCUCACCGUGGUGGCAAAAAGGCCAGAGAAGAUAAAAAGUGGACAAAGUUUGGAGCUACAUCUGGAUUGGGACAAUUUACCCUGCGUUCUACUCGAAGAUCAUUUGGAAGGCAGAAGAGAUUCAGCAUUACUCGUUCACUUGAUGAUCUUGAGUCUGCAGCUGUGUCUGAUGGAGAACUAAAUACCACUGAUUUGAAGGACUGUGUCAGUGAUAAUAGCCUCAGCAGUAAUGCCAGUCUCCCAAGUGUCCAAAGCUGCCGACGACAUCGAGAAAGAAGAGUUGCAAGUUGGGCUGUUUCAUUUGAACGACUUCUUCAGGAUCCGGUUGGGGUCCGAUAUUUCUCUGAGUUUCUACGAAAAGAAUUUAGUGAAGAAAAUAUUUUAUUUUGGCAAGCCUGUGAAUAUUUCAACCACAUUUCUGCUCAUGACAAAAAAGAGCUUUCUUUCAGAGCUCGAGAGAUCUUUAAUAAAUUUUUAUGUAGCAAAGCCACAACCCCAGUUAAUAUCGAUAGUCAGGCACAGCUGGCUGAUGAUGUUCUCAAUGCACCGCACCCAGAGAUGUUCAAAGAUCAACAGCUUCAGAUUUUCAACUUGAUGAAGUUUGACAGCUAUACACGUUUUCUGAAAUCUCCAGUAUACCAAGAAUGUAUUUUAGCAGAGGUUGAAGGCCGUCCUGUUCCUGAUCCUCAAUAUGCUUCCAGUAGUCCUACUUCUAAACACAGUUUGGGUUCUGAGUGGUCUACUGCUUCAACACCAAAAAAGCUGGGUGGAAAAUCCAAGUCUGGGAGAUCCUUAAAUGAAGAAUCAGGAGAGGAAGACUCAGAAAGGAAGAAAAGGGGGACCUUUUUUUCCUGGUCCAGAAGCAAGAGUUUGGGGAGAUCUCAGAAGAAAAAGGAAAAUGGUGAUUACCCUAAAGAUUCUGCUCAGCCCAAUGGACUAUCAUACAGACAUGAAUCUCAAGACUCCUUGUCAUCAGCUGCAAGUCUUGAAAUGUUUGAUUCCUUCAGGGCACCUGGAUCUGCAACUGAGAAAGGGAAAUCUUUCAAAUGCUGCAACAUAAACCUUCCAGAUGGUUCAUCGUGUACAAUGACCAUUAAAGCAGGAGUAUCAAUCAAAGAAAUGUUAUUGGGCUUCUGUGAAAAACAAGGCAUUAACAUAGCUGCAGUUGAUCUGUUUUUAGUUGGUGGAGAUAAGCCACUUGUAUUGCAUCAGGACAGUAGCAUUUUGGAAUCUCGAGCUCUUCGUUUAGAAAGAAGAACAUUGUUUCGGCUGGAUCUCAUUCCAAUCAAUAGAUCUGUUGGCCUAAAGGCUAAACCUACUAAACCAGUAACAGAAGUCCUACGGCCAGUGGUUGCGAAAUAUGGUUUAAAUCUUAAUAAUCUUGUGGCAAGGCUAAAUGGUGAGCAGGAACCAUUAGACCUUGGUGUUCCCAUUUCUAAUCUUGAUGGACAGCGUGUUAUCCUAGAAGAAAGGCUACCAAAAAAGGGAAAAGAGCAAGGAAAGGGCACAUCUUUAAAACAUGGUGCAGCUAUAAUUUCUAACGCAGGAAAUCAAGCACCCACAGGAGAGGGAAGAGCUCUAGGAAAAUCUAAUUCUAUUAAAGUAAAAGGAGAAAGUGGAAAAAACUCUAGGGAUUUCCGUCUAGCAAAAAGAGAAGACAAUAUUGCACAGACUGGGGAAAAAAUGUUUCAGAAAAUUAAUUUGGAUGAAGCAGAGGAAUUCUUUGAGCUCGUCUCCAAAGUGCAAAGUAACAGAGCAGAUGACCAGCGAGGGCUGCUGAGAAAAGAAGAUUUGGUUUUGCCUGAGUUUCUUCAUUUGCCUUCCUCUGGAGCAGACCCUUCUUCAUUUAUACUUGCUGGAGCUAAAGGCUCCAGCAAGAAAACUGAACCUCCUGAUGUCAAGGACAUGUAUACACAGCUUGGUGGAAAGGGGGGCUUCAUGAAAAACUAUAGUGAAAGCUCAACUAUGAAAAUCAAUCUUUCAGAAAAUAAACAGAAACCAGCUGUGAUCAGCCAGAAGACUUUCAGCGCACCUUCUGGCGCACCUUUAUCUCCAGUCCUGCCAUUGCAAGAUGCCCCAAUAUGGAAAAGGCAAUCUAAAGAACUGCAGACUGAAUGUGUUCAAACUGUUGAAGAUGAGAAUGUAGCAGACUUGACGCUCGUAGCUGAAGGAGACAUCAACAGCCCAAACAGCACAUUACUGCCACCAUCACCGCCACCACCACCAUCAUCACCCUCUUCAGACAAAAGCACUCUUGAAGGAGCUAAGUAUCCACCUCCAGUUUUACUAACCGAUAAUCAGGAAAAACUUACUUACGAGAAAUUGAAAACAGGUGUGAUCCACAAACAGAAAAGAGAUGUGCGAGUAAGUGGAGCAAACAUUUAUGAACAAAGCUCUAGAAACAAUAAUAGUGACUUUAACCAUGGUCAAGUUAGGAAGAAAACUUUCAGAAAUGAAUUCCCUGUAAAUCACAUAAUAGAUGUAGAUGAUGUUGGAAGAGAAGAUGGUCUGGAAUGGUCUCGUAAUGAAUCAGAGAGCAAUCUCAGUUUUGAAGGCUACGUCUCAGAGCUGAAAUCUUGCCAGGGGAGGUUGCGAACAGGAGUAUACAGGACAUCGGAUCUUCCAUCUCUCGUUGCAGUUAAGAGUGAGAAGAAUGAUGAAAAACAAUGUAAAGCGACAUUUGUCUGAAGCUUUUCUGUGGCUCGUCCCAGCAGUUUUCUUUUCUCCCAGCACAUGGUGAACACUGGUUCUCAUGACACAUGCUUUCCUUCAAGGGGCUGUUCUCUAAAGAUGUCAGCCACAGAUGCUGGUGAAAUGUCAGAAACAAACUCUUAUAGAACAUGGCCACAUAGCCCAAAAACCCCACAAAAAACCGAUAGAUUGUAAGAGACUUCAGCACUCUACUUAUUGCUCCAAGCACAAAUUGCACAGUUCACUCUUAUUGAGAGCAUGUGAAAAUAUCCAAGGGCAAAUCAGUUCCAAAAUUACAAAAUUUACCUGACUUGAUUUGCUAAUCUCACAUUUUAUCAUUGAUGAUGCUGGUAUGAACAGGCUAUAUAAAACCUCUCUGUCUACAGCAGCAAAAUAAUUUCUGUUGUUCCCUCCAUAGCAGAGUUUUAUCAAGCAACCAGGGCCCAGGCUGUAGGGGCCAAUACAAAGUUGUAACAUAAGGCCCUUCCCAUAGACAUAUCACAUAUGAGUUCUGACAGCCAAAUCUACUUUAAGUCUGAAAUUAUACGUUCACUUAUCUGACAUAACUUUGAAAUUUUUCUGUCAUAUUACAAUCAUUACUACAGUACCUUUUUUUGCAGUUUUUUGUUAACAUAACAUACAUCCUGAAGUUUUGUUUAAUGUUCCUGGAUGCUGCAGAGAAGGAGCGCGAAAAUCGCGCUCCUUCCUGGGCCCUGAAAGAGAAGGCGCGAGGCACAUGCUCACGGCGCCACUUCCAGGGCGCGAUGUCAGGACGCUGCACGUUCGCGAUGUCAAAAUGGCGGUGCCCAUCUUUAUAGGGUGUCGCCAUUUUGAUGCACUCAUUAUGCGCGAGGGGCAAGGUGCGUCAGGAAGCAGCCGUCCCUCACAUGUAAUCACGCACGGCGCGAUUACGGCGCAUCAUGGGCCCGUCUGUAACGCGCCAUAGAGCCUCAAGAAGAGUCUUACUAAGCUUGCUGAGUAUUUCAUAACAGUUUGGUUGGUCCUAAUAAAAGUAUUAUCCUGUUGAUGUGUUUAAUUUUUAUUGUAAUGGAUUAAUAUUACUACAAAAAGUUAUAACUGGACUAUUUCACAUAUUACUUGAUUAUCUUUUGAAAGCAUUAGAUUAAAUUCACAAACUUUUUGCAUCCUUAUUUGCCACAGAUACAA
This is a messenger RNA of Sceloporus undulatus (fence lizard), 5806 nucleotides long. RefSeq names its product regulator of G protein signaling 12 (gene RGS12). Gene Ontology annotation, molecular function: protein binding; GTPase activator activity. Bases 137 to 4636 code for a protein of 1499 amino acids. The transcript is spliced from 18 exons. Gene Ontology annotation, biological process: signal transduction. NCBI's taxonomy places the organism in Eukaryota, Metazoa, Chordata, Lepidosauria, Squamata, Phrynosomatidae. The record is from RefSeq and is a predicted model, not a curated record.